AUGGGUUAAAUUUGUAUAAAAAGGGCUCGUGAAAUGUAAUGUUCAAACUAGGAAAGAAAUGAAGAGAAUUCAUAUGGUCAAUCAUUUGAGGUUUAUGAGAAAUGUUGUUUAAAAUAAUCUUUUUAGUAUAUGUAAGGAAGAUAAGAAUAGAUUAUAUAAUUGAUGUAACCUGAUCUAUAUUAAGAGCUUCAAUAACAGAUUGAGAAAUAAAAAAAUAGCACUAAAGAAAGUAUAUAAAUCGUGAUGAAUGUACAAUAACUUAAUUAUUCCAAGAUAUUUCUAUAUUUUAAUUUUAAAGAAGAUGAUGUUCAAAGAUGCUUUAAUCUUCUAAAAACUAAUAGUGAUUACAAGGAAGAUUUGAGAUUAAUUGGAAUUUACAGGGAGUCCUCUUUAAAAUAUCAUAAAAAAGAGUUGUGUUCAUUAUGCUCUUAAGAAAAUAUGGAAUGUUAUAGCUUAAGAUGUUAACAUAUUUUUUGCAAGGAUUGCUGGCAUUAAAUGAUAGAGAUUCAAUUAUCCGAUACUAUACCUAUAGUAUAAUGUUUAGAAUAUUAAUGCUUAGAAAGAUUGCCUCAUUAAUUUCUUGAACUUAAUUAAUUAUAUAAGGAAAUAUUGGUUAAGAGAAUGUUGUACAAUGAUAGCAAUUAUACUUGGUGUCCAGGUAAAGUAGAAUUAUUAUUUUAAAGGAUUUAAUUGUUCAAAUAUUUAUAAAUUAUAGGGUCUUACAUUAAAGAUCAAAUGCCAUUGCGGCCUAAAGUUUUGUUCUAAGUGUAAAGUAGAGACUCAUUAUCCAAUUACUUGUGAAACUUUGAAGGAAAUAACAUAAUACAAGGAAUCAAGUUAAAAUUGGACAGCAUUGGAUAUUUCUGUGUGUCCUUUUUGCAGCAGGAGUAUACAGAGAAUUCAAGGCUGCAUUUAGAUGUCAUGUGUUUGUGGAAAUCACUUUUGUAAUAAGUGUUCAUAGCCUUGGAAUAAAGAACAUGGAUAAGACUAUGUUAAUUGUUCCUUUGCAUCUUAUAAUAAAAACCCAUCUUAAAUAUUGAACUAAAUGAGACAAAAUGAAUCUGCUAUCACUAAGGAUAUCUUCUAAUUAGAGAGUUACUAAUAAUAACUCAAUAAAUAGAAUUAGGAUUAUUAAAGUCAUCGACUUUAAAGGAGUUUGAGUAAUUUAAUAAAAUUUAAGUAGUUUGAGAAAAUGUACUAAUUUAUUUAACUUUUUAGUGUUUUAUAUUUUACAUAUUAUUUAAAUGAAAAAUUUAAUGAUAAUAGUUUAGAUCAUUAUUAUGAGAAAUUUUAAUUAGAAAUUACUAACUAUAAAAGAAUUUUGGUAAAUCAAUUAUAAGGGGUACUUUUUGAUGAGUAAGAAGUCAAAAAGAAUGAUAAAAUUGAAUUCAACCAAUUUCUAAAUUUAACUUAUCAGAUGGAUUAGAAUUUGAAAGUCCAAAGACAUUGCUUUAAAAAAUAGAUUAUUGAAUUAUAACAAGAGAAGCAAUAGCUAGUAUAAUGA
This is a messenger RNA of Paramecium octaurelia, 1504 nucleotides long. The record is from the annotation of a GenBank genome assembly. NCBI's taxonomy places the organism in Eukaryota, Ciliophora, Oligohymenophorea, Peniculida, Parameciidae.